UAUAAAUUCGUCGACCUCACGGCGGAAGAACGGCAUCACAGACGCACACUCCUCGACUACUAUGGAUUUUUCGCACAAGUUUCCGUCGUCGUUCCGAUUCUGGUGCUUUUGGCUUAUAUCUGGACGUCGAAAAUCUCGAGGAGAUUCGCGAACGCGACGAGUGAGAGUCGUGGUGAGGGACCGCCUAGUUCGCCGUAUGUUAAGGCCGCGAGAUUGGGGCGGGGGUUGAAGGGUAGUGGGGGGUGGAGGAAGGUGGUUUGGUGGUUUGGGGAGGAGGUGAAAAUUUUGAGGUUUGGAAUCGUGGGUGGAUCUCAACUACCGUUCCAUUACCUACUAUCUCUGAAAUCGCCAUAUUCGCCAAUACAACUCCUCACGGGGGCUUCGCAUGAGAGCUUGAUCUCAAUUCAUCAGAUUCUUGGGAAGAUUAUCACGAUUCUGUUCUGGUGUCAUGCUACGCUUUAUGUGGCAUUCUUUAUCAUCAAGAGCCUUUUGGCUGCGAAGAUCCAAGAGUUCUACAUCAUGUGCGGCAUCUUCGCGACCUUGGGAUUCACAGCUAUAGGCACGACUGCACUCAAGCCAGUCCGAGAUUGGAGCUAUAGGGUCUUCUACAUCACGCAUGUGAGCUUGGCCACGAUCUUACUGCCGGCGUUGUACUUCCACGUUGAGCACAUCCGACCUUAUAUUUACGAGACGGUCUUGGUGUAUGUGGUAAACGUUGGACUGCGCUUUAUCUCGACCAGGUCGCACGAUGCAUCGAUCAAGCAAGUCUCGGAAAACCUGGUGGAGAUUAGCAUUCCUCUUGCCAAAGGAGCUGGACGAUGGCAGCCUGGACAGCAUGCUUAUGUCUCGCUUCGCGGCAACCCGGCGCUGCGAACUUUCCGAUCGAAUCCAUUUACUGUUGCGUCACUCCCGCCAAUCGAUGGCAAGCUGAGAUUCCUGGCUCGGAUUCUGGACGGCAACACUGCGAAGCUUGUGCGGAACUCACCUGGCUCAAAGGUGUCUGUCGAAGGACCUUAUGGCGUGGCAACUCAUGGUGCUGCGCUGCUGAGCUGCGACCGCGUACUGUUCGUGGCUGGAGGUGUUGGAGCGACUUUCAUUGUGCCGUUGUACAGACAACUGUUGAGCGAUCUCUCGCCAAGCAAAGGCAGUUAUAGGAGACAGAAAGUCAGCUUUUUGUGGGUUGCGCGCUCAAUGGCGGAUGUUUCAUGGGCUGUGCCGGCAGAUUCGGAAAAAGAAGGCUUCACGGAAAGAUUGACGGUUUUCCUCACCCAAGACAGCGAAGGACAUGCAACGACGACAUCCGAUGGAUUCGCUAUUGGAGGUGAUGAGGAUGAUGGUGCGCCUGGAGAGGAAGGCAUCGAGCUUGAGGAGCGGAAGAAUCUGCUCGCUGAAGGAGGCGAUGAAAAAAAGGGUGGCGUCAAUGCUGGUGGUGAUAAUGCGACCAAUGGUCUCUCCUUACGGGUUGGCAGACCUGAUGUAGCGCAGGCGGUGCAAGAUGUGUUCACGCAGGGCAGGACAGAGCGGGUAGGUGUCGUCGUGUGUGGACCGAGAGGUUUGAGCAGGAAUGUGCGAAAAGAGGUUGGUCGAUGGGUCAAGCAAGGUAGAGACGUGUGGUUCUGGGAGGAAGUCUUCGGCUUGUAG
Molecule: messenger RNA, 1641 nt
Organism: Pseudocercospora fijiensis CIRAD86
Lineage: Eukaryota; Fungi; Ascomycota; Dothideomycetes; Mycosphaerellales; Mycosphaerellaceae
Exons: 2
Biological process (GO): intracellular iron ion homeostasis; iron ion transport; copper ion import
Cellular component (GO): plasma membrane
Molecular function (GO): ferric-chelate reductase activity
Source: RefSeq, a predicted model, not a curated record